GAGAUUUCUACAUGUUCUUGAAGGGACUAGCAUGCUUUGCAGUUGUUCUUCCUCUCUCGAUCACAUUCUGUCAGGGGGGUGAGUUUCUUGAAUCUGAAUCUGAAUCUUAAGUUCAUUAGAUCUGUUGAUCCUCACAACAGGUUAGGAAAUCACCCACAUGAGUUCCCAGGGAACACUUGCUUGCAUAAGGCUUCAUAAUCUUCGAGUUCUUAGCUUAGCAAGAAAUCUCAUCCAUGGAACCAUUUCUAACUCAAUCUGGCAUUGUUCAAAGCUGAGGUUUUUGAAUUUAAGCAGCAAUGAUCUGAGUGGGAAAAUACGUCCGGUCUUGAUCAAGUUGGAAAAUCUGCAAAGCUUGGACAUCUCCAACAACCAUUUCAAGCACCGUUUGGAACUGAUUGCAUUUCAGAGAAAGAAUACUUUAGACUCAAAAGAGUUCAUGGAUUCAGAAUUUAAAUCUACAGCAGCAGCGGCCCCUAGCAAGGAUAAUUCCGGAGGGAAUUCAAACUGGUUAACCAUCACAGUUUUAGUUUUUGGCAUCGUCUUGUUCUGCUUAUUCAUAUAUGUUCUGAGCCUAAAGGCAGUUAAAUUGACGAGACAGAAGGAGAUUCUGAAGAUCAGCCAGGACUCUCCUCAGAAAAUGCCUCCCACUAAGGAUGCAGAGGAAGUGAAGACAGAGGAAAGUCAGAGCAUUUGCAGCAGCCUUUACAAGGUAAUACUUAGGGACAACGCUGCUUUUGCUGUCAAAAGAUUGAAGAAAUUGCAGACAUCAGCAGAAGAGUUUAGUUGGACGAUGAGAAAGAUAGGGAACAUUAAGCAUCCCAACAUUCUACGCCUUGUUGCUUACAAGUCUACUGAUGAGGAGAAGCUUCUGAUCUACCAGUAUCAAAGCAAUAGUAGCCUCCUAAACUUGCUAGAAAGUUUCCCUUGGAAACUUAGGCUGUCCAUAGCAAGCAGCAUAGCAAGGGGCUUGGUUUUCAUGCAUCAGAGGUUGGAUGGAGAGGAGAGCAUUCCCCAUGGAAAUAUCAAGCUCUCAAAUAUACUGCUGGACGAUAACAUGGAACCAUUAAUUAGUGAAUAUGGGAUUUCAAGAUUUCUAGACCCCAAGAAAAACUCCCCCUUCGCCAGCCAUUGUUAUACUGCCCCAGAGAAAAGUUUGACUGAAAAAGGGGAUGUUUACAGCGUUGGUAUUAUCCUUCUGGAGUUACGCACGGGCAAAAAUGUAGAGAAAACUGGGAUUGACCUUCCUAAGUGGGUGAGGUCCAUGGUGAGGGAGGAAUGGACUGUAAAGGUCUUUGACAAGGAGGUUAACAUAGACAGAGAGGCAAUAAAAUGGGUAGUUCCUCCUCUAGACAUCUCCCUUAAAUGCGUAUCACAUUCCCCUCAAGAUCGACCAACCAUGGCAGAGGUUAUGGAGAAGAUAGAGGAGGUUUCAAAUACCCAUGAAGAACCUUCUAUUUCUUCACUGUCAUCCUGGGAAUCAAACCAUCAUGAUUGCUGCCUACUUCACACAAUCAUACCUGAAACUUGGGAUACCCCAGGUUCUAAUUACUGGAAUGAGCAAUAGAUAUGUUUCCUGUGUCCCAUAACAAGAACAAGAACAGCAGUAGUUUUUCUCUGUUGAGCAUGAAGAACUUGCAAAUUAAGUUUAAUAAAAAAGCCAUGUCCAAGUUUACUGUAAAAUCAGCUAGCCAAUUUAUACAGGAGGCAGAGUGAUCCGGAUCCUAAAUCAUGCUAUUGUAAUACUAUUUUGGAUAGACUUUGCAAAGUGUGUUUUUUAUUUUUUUUCUUGUCUCUCCUUUUCCAUAUGAGUCAUUAUUGAAAGCUACCCUUUAACCUUUUCUUAAUAAAGCUCAUUGAGGACA
Rubroshorea leprosula is the source of this 1862-nucleotide messenger RNA. NCBI's taxonomy places the organism in Eukaryota, Viridiplantae, Streptophyta, Magnoliopsida, Malvales, Dipterocarpaceae. The record is from the annotation of a GenBank genome assembly.